Molecule: messenger RNA, 3776 nt
Organism: Trichosurus vulpecula (common brushtail)
Lineage: Eukaryota; Metazoa; Chordata; Mammalia; Diprotodontia; Phalangeridae
Gene: DEPDC1
Product: DEP domain containing 1
Exons: 12
Coding region: 1-2442 (813 amino acids)
Biological process (GO): intracellular signal transduction
Cellular component (GO): transcription repressor complex; nucleus
Source: RefSeq, a predicted model, not a curated record
AUGGAGAGCCGGGGGGUGACCCCGGGGCCCUACCGGGCCACCAAGCUGUGGAAUGAAGUGACGACUGGUUUCCGGGCCGGCAUGCCUUUGAGGAAGCACCGGCUGCGCUUUAAGAAGCACGGCAGCUGCUUCACAGCCUGCGAGGCCGCCGACUGGCUGUGUGAGCUGCUGAGGAGCAACAGCAACUUCGGGCCCGAAGUGACCAGGCAGCAGACCGUGCAGCUGCUCAGGAAGUUCCUCAAGAACCACGUGAUUGAAGAUAUUAAAGGGAGAUGGGGGUCGGAGGAUCUGGAGGACAACAGCCAGCUCUUCAGGUUUCCUACAACUUCUCCACUUAAAAGUGUACCACGCCAUCAUCCAGAAUUGAGAAAAAGCAGCUUAGAGAAUAUGUCUAAAGAGAAAGAAAGUAUCUUUAAGUUACGGCAUUUAUCUCGCAGAACUCCUAAAAAGCCUAUCUCUCAGGAAAAUAAGGAGAAUGUUAGAAGUGAAACUGAAGAUGAAAAUAAAGAAAACCCAGUAGAGGAAAGGGAAAUAAGCCAAGAUGAUAUCGAAGAAAUUUGGAGACAUAUUAUUAUGAUGCACUUACAAACCAUUUUAGGGAUGCCGUCUUUAGAAGAAAUCUUGGAUCCAACACAAGUAAUACCUCAGUAUGUAAUAUAUAACAUGACGAAUACAAGUAAACAUGGAGUAGUUGUGCUGCAAAACAAAGCAGAUGACCUUCCUCACUGGGUAUUAUCUGCUAUGAAGUGCCUAGCAAAUUGGCCAAGAAGUAAUGACCUGAGUCAACCAACUUAUGUUGGAUUUGAACGAGAUGUAUUCCGAACCAUUGCCGACUAUUUUCUAGAUCUCCCAGAACCGCUACUUACUUUUGAAUAUUAUGAGUUAUUUGUUAAUAUAUUGGUUGUCUGUGGCUACAUCACGGUUCCAAAUAGAACCAGUGGAAAGCAUAAAAUCCAAGAUGAUCCACAGUCUUCAAAAGGCCACCUUGUACAUAAUAUGAACUCUUUCAAAUCGACUGAGUGUCUUCUUCUUAGUCUGCUUCAUAAAGAGAAGCAUAAGGAAGGCUCAAAAACCUCUGAGACUCUUCAUAUAAAUGAGCAGGAAUCUAAAAACCUCUACACUGAGAAACUGCCACUUUGUGAUCCAAGCGACAGAAGAUCCAGGGCUAAUGUCUUAAUUGGAGGGAGUUGUCAGAACUUAACAGGUCUGAAAAAUGAAUCUGUUUUGCCUUUAUCUAAGCUUAAGCCAAGGUGCUAUUCUUUGGAAAGAAUUGUAGAUAGUUCAGGGUUUGGUAGUACAGAAGGCCUGAGCUUCAAUCAGUCUCAUCUUAAUGUAACAGGACAAAAUAAGGAAAAAGAAUUCUUGGAUUUUGAAUCCAAAGAGAACUCUAAACUGGAUAUUUGUUCAGACGGAGAGAGUCAAAAGUCAUCCUGUGUUGGUUUUAAAAGAACAUCCACGGUAACUGUUCAAGACCAGGAGGAAUCAUGCAAUGGGAAACUCAAAUCGAAGCAGCUUUGUAGGUCUCAGAGUUUGCUUUUCAGUAAUCGUAGAAGAAGUUGCCGCAUCAAUACGCCUGUUGCUGAAAUUACAAUGAGGCCAAAUUGCGUGGAUCACCUUGGACAGAGCACCACAGAUGUGUCUGUAGCCAUGGAAAGUGAGCCUUGGGAUUCCAGAACCACAGUCAGGAAAAGACUCUGCCAGAGUACCUUAGAGCUUUCAAGAAAGUCUUUCCCUCCAGUUUCUUCUAUGCUGACUGACACUCCGAGUUUACUACAGCCUCAUUUAGAGAGAGUUGCCAUCGAUGCCUUACAGAUAUGCUGCUUGUUGCUUCCUCCGCCAAACCGGAGAAAGCUCCAACUUCUAAUGAGAAUGAUUUCUCGGAUGAGUCAGAACGUUGAUAUGCCAAAACUUCAUGAUGCAAUGGGGACAAGGUCACUUAUGAUACAGACGUUUUCCCGAUGCGUGCUGUGCUGUGCUGAGGAAGUCGAUCUCGAUGAGCUGCUUGCUACACGAUUAGUUUCCUUUUUGAUGGAUCAUCAUCAAGAAAUUCUUCAAGUGCCGUCCCACUUGCAGGCUGCCGUGGAGAAGCACCUGGACUACCUGAGGAAGGGCCAUAUUACGUGUCCUGGGGAUGAAGCAAUUGCCGCCUUGCCAACUUACUCCUACUGUCAGCAGAUAAGCACCCAGGAAUUUGAUGAACAGAAAGUUUCUACCUCUCAGGUCGCAAUUGCAGAACUUUUGGAGAAUAUUAUUAAAGAUAAAAGCUUACCUCUAAAAGAAAAAAAGAAAAAAUUAAAGCAGUUUCAGAAGGAAUAUCCUGCCAUCUACCAGACGAGAUUUCCAACUACAGAAAGUGAAGCUGCCCUGUUUGGUGACAAGCCGACAAUCAAGCAACCAAUUCUAAUUUUAAGAAAGCCAAAGUUCCGUAGCCUUAGGUACUAACUGAUAAUCAGACGAUAUUAAAUGAAGCCAUAUACUGAAGGACAUGACAUUAAGGCAGUCUGCUUUUCCAAAAUUAGCAUGCUACAGACAUGGAAAGGUGCCAAAGUAUGAGGGCUCUGGGUUUCCUAUGGAAGAUCACAUCAAACCCAGUAGGUCUCAAUGGUAAACAAAUGAAGAAUGAAAGUACAAUUAGUGUACAAAAGUAUUCUGAGCAUCUCAUGCAAACAACUGGAAAAGCCGUGACCACGUGUGCCCGAAGUUGAUGCACUUGACCGCUGGCCAAAGGAUGCCUGAGCAGCAAGACAAACUCAGAAUUCUUUGAAAAGAAUUUACCCGCGUGUGCUGUGUGAAUGUGUUGUGACAUGAAGUUCUAGGUGAUUAGGGUUGCUAAUUAGCCAUUUAGUCCAAGGAUAGCUUGGUGAGGAAUCUUUAUAAACUUGGUAACUUAUAUAUUCUGCUAUGUUUUGCACUCAUAUUUUUCUGUGUUUUUUAUAUAUUUGUGUGUAUUUGUUUAAAAGCUAGAAAUACAGUAUAACAUUUCACUUGUUUCUGAUAGGGUUACAGUAUUUCAAUCUGGUUGUUCAACCAGUUGAGAUGCACUGCUGUGUUAAGGAUACAGAAGAAAUAUAAAUCUUGGCCUAUGCCUCCCAGGCCAGAAGGGCAAGGCCCUCACUCCAUCUUGUCUUCUUUUCUCUACUUGGACCCAGUUUGAGGGGAGCAUCUUUCAUAGGCACAAGCCCAGGGCCAGGACUGGUGCCAGCAGAUGUCUGUAAAAUCUCUGUAGUUUUGCCCCACCUCCCUCACAGAAGCAUGGUUAAAAGUGUUCUUUAGAAAUAUUACCUGCUCAAGAAGGAGGGUGUCAUGAGUAACAUGGCAAUGAAGUGAGGGAGCUGCUUAUACUGAGGACCCUCACGCCGUGGCCUUCCAUGGAUCCCUAGGAUAGCUUCCUCCUCCACUUUGCUCAUUUGUUCUCCACCAUAAUAUUUUGACUCUUUAGGUCAAAAAAGACUGAAUUGUACAUUCUGCUUCUCAGUGGAAUCUCACGAUGCCUUAAUUGUUAAAUGGUAGCAUUCUAAUUAACGUGUUACCACUUUUUAUUAAAGGUUUGGUAGUUUAAAGAGAGAUGGUUUAGAUAAGUGGAUAUUUCAGCCAGGUAUAUUGUCUCUAAAAUUGCCGAACAUACUGAACCCAAUUACAUUUUAAGUAUGUCCAUGUACUUUAUAUACAAGCAUCUUUGCUGUUUAAAAGUAUGUGAUAAUAUGAUUGUGUUGGAAAUUGAGGUGAAAAUCAUUAUGUGGGGGGGUUUUCAAUGGUUUGAUUUUGUAUAUUCAUAU